This is a messenger RNA of Ziziphus jujuba (common jujube), 5956 nucleotides long. RefSeq names its product disease resistance protein At4g27190. The transcript has 9 exons. The coding region runs from base 5 to 4465 and encodes 1486 amino acids. NCBI's taxonomy places the organism in Eukaryota, Viridiplantae, Streptophyta, Magnoliopsida, Rosales, Rhamnaceae. The record is from RefSeq and is a predicted model, not a curated record. Gene Ontology annotation, molecular function: protein binding; ADP binding.
AAUAAUGCUAAGGUAUUAUAAAGCUUUUCAUAAUAUUAAUUUCUGCCAUUGGUUUUCUAGAAAUUCCUCUCUCCUUGCACACUACCCUCGCACUUCAUUUGCUGUAACCUUCUUCGGUCUACAAGCCCACCUUCAGAAAACAAAGCUACGCACUUCUUGCUGUUUUUCAUUCUUACAAACCUUGCGUUUUACUUCGCCAAAAAAGAAAAAGAAGCGUACUUCUCUUGAAGCUCCACACAGUCGGCAUCGCAAAAGAUAUUACCACUCUAAAAUAAUAUACAGCAGGAAUAGACUGCACCUGAAGGUACAGCUUGAGCUCAUUUAUAUCCACUACCAAUCAACUCUGCAGGAAAUCAGCAUGGGUUUACUUAUAGCGGUUGGUUCAAAAAUUUGCGAGUAUACAUUUGGUACAGUUGCCCGUAAAUUGGGCUAUAUCUAUCACUACAAAAGAAAUGUGGACAACGUCAAGUCUAAAAUUCAGCGUUUGAAAGGUGAAAAAGCCAGGAUGCAGCACUCUAUUGAGGAGGCUGGACGAAAUGGCGAAGAAAUCGAAGGUGCUGUGGAGGAGUGGAUAAAUGAAGUAACUGGGAUCAUUGAAAAGGCUAAUGAUGAAUUUUUUAAGGAUGAAGAUUAUGCAAUGCCUCUGUGUUCAAGCAAGUUGUUUCCGAAUCUGGUAUCACGAAGGCGGCUCAGCAAGAUAGCAAACUCCUUGGCAGAAACUGCUGGUGAUGAAAUGCAACCAGCAAACACAUUAUUCCAAAAGGUUUCUUACCGCCUUCCACCACAGUCGGCUGCCAUUGAUAUGACCAAAGGAGGCUACAUGAUUUUCCAAUCAAGAACCUCCACCUUCAACAGAAUUAUGGAGGCAUUAAGGAAUCCUGGUGUCAAGAUGAUUGGAGUUUAUGGUAUGGGCGGUGUUGGCAAAACCAUGCUUGCUAAAGAAGUUGCCAGAAAAGCUGUUGACGAUGACAGGCUAUUCAAAAAGGCAGUUAUAGUCACUGUAUCUCAAACUCCGGACCCCCACAAGAUCCAAAAAGAAAUUGCAGAUCAGCUAGGUCUAAAGUUUGGUGAUAAUGAGAACGACAAAAAUGUAAGAGCAAAACGACUACGUCAGCAACUGGGGCGAGAAGAGAAGAUGUUACAUGUCAUAGAUGACAUCUGGGAGAAAUUGGAGUUGUAUGAAGUUGGGAUAGCCUUUGGGAAUGACAAGAAUGAUUGUAAAAUUCUUCUCACCUCUAGAUCUCAGGAUGUGGUAUGUAAUGAUAUGGAUGCCAACCUGAAUUUCGUCCUUGAUGAUUUACGCUUUGAUGAAGCAAAAGAUUUGUUUGACAAAAUAGUGGGUGAUCAAUUAAUCAGAAAUCCAGAAAUACAAGCUUUGGCAAUUGAGAUUGUCAAAGAAUGUGCGGGCUUACCAAUUGCGCUCGAGACAGUUGCAAGUGCAUUGAAAAAGAAAGACUAUCCUAUUUGGAGUAAUGCCUUGCGAGAGCUACGAAGAUCUGCCCCAACCAACAUCAAAGGCAUGAACAAAAAUGUGUAUUCCAGCAUAAAGUUGAGUUAUGACUUUUUGGAAAGUACUGAAGCAAAGUCAUUACUCUUGAUUUGUAGUUUAUUUCCUGAAGAUGCAGUGAUUGGGACCGAGGUAUGGUUGAAGUAUGUUAUGGGUCUGCCGGAACUAUUUCAAAGCAUCAAAAACUUAGAAGAGGCAAGAGAGAAAGUGCUUGCACUGGUUGAUAUUCUCAAGGCUUCUUCUUUAUUGUUGAAUGUUGGUUCCAACAUGGACGAAAUAAAAAUGCAUGACGUAGUUCGUGAUGUUGUCAUCUUAAUUGGAUCUGAAGAAUACAAUAUGUUUUGUCUUAGAAAUGUUGAUGAGCUGGAAGACAAUAAAAAACUCAAAGUUGCAACUGCAAUUUCACUACCAAAUUUUGAGGGUGAUGCUCAUCAACUUCCAAAAAGCUUAGAGUGUCCGCAGCUUGUGUUUUUUCAUAUCUGCAAUCUGUCUUUCCAGAAGAAUCGAAACUUCCAAAUCCCAAACCAUUUUUUUGAAGCAAUGAAGGAGCUUAAAGUUUUAGAUUUGACUUCUGUAUGUCUAAAACCGCUACCUUCAUCCUUUGAAUUCCUUAAAAAUCUCCAUACUCUGUUUUUGAAUAACUGUGAGAUAGAAGAUGUGGCUUUAAUUGGAGAGUUAAGGAAUCUAAAAAUUCUUGACCUUUCAUAUUCCAAAAUUAGGAAUUUGCCAGGACAAAUAGGACAAUUGACUCGUCUGCAAUCAUUAGGUUUGAGCUAUUGUUCCAAACUUGAAGUGAUUGAAUGCAAUGUCAUAUCAAAUUUAGUACAUUUAGAAGAACUGUAUAUGUUCGAGAGCUUUACAAGAUGGGAUAUUGAAGUAGGCUCUGGAAGAAGAAAUGCUAGUCUUAUGGAGUUAAAGAAUUUAUCUAGACUGACCACUUUAUAUUUAGACAUACCGGAUGUCAAUGUUAUGCCAAAAGACUUGUUUAGUAUGAACUUGAAGAGAUACGGCAUAUUAAUAGCCGGAGGACCAAGAUACUUGGACAAGUCCUUUGCUCCAAGAAAUCCAUCUUCGAGAAAAUUGGAACUAAUUGAGCUUAAUAUAAGCAGAUUUCAGGAAUUUCAUGGUCUUGAAAUGUUAGUGAAAAGGUCAGAAGUUUUGAAUCUGUAUGGAUCUACUGGUCUGAACAAUGUUAUACAUGAAUUAGACAGAGAGGGUUUUCCAGAGUUGAAGCAUCUAAAAAUUGUGAAUAAUGAUGAAAUGCAAUACAUCAUUGGUUCCAUGGAUCAGAGAUAUCAUUCUCAGAAUGCUUUCUUUCAAAGUUUGGAGUCAUUACGUCUUGAAAAUCUAAAGAAAUUGGAAAAGAUAUGGCAUGAUGAACUCUUAACAAAUUCUUUUGGCCAAUUGAGAGUUGUAGAAGUGAAAGAUUGUGAAAGAUUGAAGAAUCUCUUGUCAUCCUCCCGUGUCAGAGAGAUUGAGAAAAUCAAAGUUAUUAACUGUAAGAUGAUGAGUGAGAUAGUUACUUAUGGAAGGAAAGAGGGUCAUCCCCACUUAAUCUUUGCGAAGAUUGAGUUUCCUCAUUUACGUUCCUUGAUCUUAAAAUCUUCUCCGAAUCUUGCUCAUUUCCCUUUUUCCGAAUUGGAAGCUGCCUUCACUGGUCACAGGAAAGAGGAGGAGCCGUUAGAUGUGAAUCGCCCCCUGCCCUUUUUUUAUCCUAUGGUUGCAUUGCCUAGCUUGAAGGAUUUGGAGUUGUCCACCCUGAACUCCGAAAAGUUAUUGCCAGACCAUCCUCCAGAAAACUUUAACAUGCAGAAUCUAACAAACUUGAAGAUUCAUGGUUGCAAUAGUUUGAAGUAUCUCUUGUCUUUUGCUAUGGCCAGAAAGAUUGCGCAGCUUGAGCAUCUAGAGGUACGUGGAUGCAGUGUUAUGGAAGAUGUACUAGUCAUAAAUGACAAAGAAAGGAUGGAAAAAGAGAAACUGCUUCCCAAUCUUAAGUUAUUAGUGCUCGACGAUCUCCCAAACUUGGAAAGAUUUUGCUCCAAAAGUUGGGCGGAGUUUUCAUCCUUGGAUAGAUUGAGGAUAACAAAUUGUCCAAAACUGGAAAUUGAAGAUUCUAUUUUGAAGCUGCCUCGGUUGAAAGGAUUGAUAUUGAAGCAGAUUAAUGUUGCCCAGAAAGCAUUGUGGAACUAUCAAUAUGAAAUUGAUCAUGAAGGUCUAAAUGUGGAUGAUCAAGAACAUGCCGCAAUAUUUCUCUCUUUGAAAUUCCUAAUUCUAGAUGAGGUGACUGAUCGUUUGAUGGAUUCAUGGAAGAAGCAUUACCAUCCUGCAGGAAGAGCCUUCCAGAAUUUGAAAUGUUUAUUGGUAUUCCAAUGCCAUACGUUAAAGAAUCUAAUCCGAGCCUCAAUAUCUUUCCAAGCUUUGAGGAUUCUGGAAGUGUCAAAAUGCCAUGGAAUGGAAUAUCUGUUAACACCAUCAGCAGCUAGAAGUCUGACUCAACUUAGAAAAAUGUUGAUAGAAAAAUGCGAAAAGAUGAUUCAAAUAAUAGCAGAUUAUAAUGGAAGUGAAGCAGAGGAGGGUACUGAAAUUGUUUUUCAUCGGCUGGAAGAGUUGGUACUUGGUAAUCUACAAAACCUCAGGAGUUUCUAUUCAGGGAAUUGUGUAAUGAGAUUUCCAAAUUUGAAACGGUUAAUUUUCAAAUAUUGCCCUCAGAUGGUGAGUUUUUGUGAUGGAAAUAUUAGCACCCCAAAACUGAAGAAAUUAAUACUAUCUAUAGACGAAGAUGGAGAUGAAGGUGAAGAUGUAGAUGUAAUUUUUGAUACAGUUAUGGAGUUUGACUUUGACUUUGAUGAAGUAGUGCGUUCUGACAAUUACGAAUCCAGUUCUUUCCAAACGCAACAGUUAGAAGAGGGUGACAUUAAUGCUGCCACAAGAAAGCUAUUGCUGAACAACCAAGGUUGAAUCUCAUUUACCGAGGUCGAAUCUCAUCUACUACAGUCAAAACUAACCAAAGGUAGGAUAUUCCUCGACUGCUGAAUCUGGAAUCAUUCAAGACUUGGACCUUAAUUUCUGUUGCGCCCAUAAGUAUCAAACUAGUGGCUAGCCUUUUCUUUCUUUCUUUCUUUAUUUAUUUAUUUUUGGUAAAGAAACUAAUGGUUGGCUUUUAUUAUCAGGAAAAUUAAUUUGGUUGACCAUUCUGAAUAUCGACAGCGAGGAGCUCUGGCAGGUGGAAUAGUAAAGGAUAUGAGAAAACAAGGUCAUAGAAGUUCCAAGUUUUUGCGUUACCCCUUUCUACCUCUGAUGCAAAACUUUGUUGUCAAAUAAGAAGCACCAUAAGAUGCAAAAAUGGACAGGAUCAUUGUAACUGAUUAUGCUAGAAACAAGUGAAGCUGUUUAGGAAGCAUAGUUGCUUGCUCUAUCUUGCCUUCGAAUGCGCUUGACUUCAGGAAGGUGAUUGUAUCGAUUCUUGACAGCCCUGCUGGCUGAAUGACAAGAUUGUCCAGAAACAUCAAACUAAUACUUGCAAGCAUAAAAAAGGGAAGAGAGAGAUACACACAAACAAUAUUCGGGAAAUACUUUCAAAGUGAACACUUUUAGAAAAGUUUAACUAUUUUAUGUUUUUCAUGAUGGAAUAUGUUGGUUUGCUAUUACCCUUAAUUGUAAAAUCUUGGAAGCACUUACAAACUCAGGGAAAAAAAAAAAAAAAAAACACUAGAGUGGAGAAGCAGUAGAGGAACCAUCAAUUAUGAUUACAGAACACUGGUACCUUGAUUGGCCCAAGUAAACUAUUCAAGCUUCCAAGAAGAAACGCUUGUAAUAAUGGUCAUCCAAAAGUUUACACUAGGGCCAAAAAGAAUGUUGAAAAUUACCCUGAGAGAUGAACAACCAAGAUUGUUUCAGAAAUGUAUAGUUCUAAAUUGUAAAUAAUCCACAGUAAGUUUCACAUUAUGAACUGCAUCUGAAUGGCAAAAUAGUAUACACUAACAUAUAGUCCCUGUUUGUCACAGGUUUUUGACCAUGGCGAAUCAGCCACUAGUCCCCCAGUAAACAGAAGCCAAAGCUCUGCCAAGCACAAAUGAAGAGCCUUCAAAGUUUGUAAGAAACAAUAAAGGUGGAAUAUUUAUCAACUGCUGAAUCUGGAACCAUUCAAGACUUGUACAUUAAUUUCUGUUGCCGCUGUAAGUACUAAACUAAUGGCUAUCCAUUUUUUUCUUUUUUGGGUAAAGAAACUAGUGGUUAGCUUUUAUUACCUGGAAAUUUCAUUUACUUCCUGAAUAUUGACAGUUGGGAAGACUGGCAGGUCAUAGAAGUUUUUCAGUGUUUUGCAUUACACGUCAUUCUACUCCCAAUGUAAAAACUCUAUUUUGAAAUAAAGAAACAGAGAGAUGUGGUACUCUGAAACAUUCACCAUAGUUGUAAUCCAUUUAUAUGAAAUUGUUCAAUUUAUAUCCA